AGGCCGUCUUUGCCAAGGAACUUGUCCCGCCGCGCAUAUCGUGUUUGGGCCGUUGAUUGCUCCACUAACGACCGGAGAUGAUGGACAAGCGCGGUAUUUCUCGGUGAUAGAUGCACUGCGGAAGCAUUAUGAGCUGCAGUCGGAUUACACAUGCAACUGGAUGAAGCAUGUUCGAUUUGCCAAGGGUGCCGAGGAGAGUAAUCUGCUGGUAUUCGCGCGCGGACCGGAGAUUGUCUUUGUCACGAAGAAGGCCAUCCAACCGAAGGAGGAACUGACAGUGUGGUAUUCCGAGCAGUAUAACGAAGCGGUGACUGCGCCCGCAUCUGCUGCUUUGAAUCUCCGCUCUGACCCCGGAAAGAAAGCCGAUAAAAUGACAUCCACUGACGAAGAUACCGAGGAACCCUCCAGCGCAGCCAAAAGAAAAGCGGACGGCUACGAUAUAACCACCCAGAAUGUAUACAUACCCGUGAUUUCCGCCGAAUUCGGUCCAUCGGUGCCGGUGGGAAUUGAAGACGGUUUCGGGUAUGUGGAGGAAGUGGUGGUGGAGCCGGUGCGAGGCCGGCCGGAUCCUGCACCGGCAGUGAAGAAUUCGGUGUCUCCACAGAAGGAAUCUUCCAAAGAAAAUCGUCUAAAUAGUUCUGCUGUGAUCCAGCCCAGCCCAUCUAACAUUGGUAGCGGGGGAGGUGGCAAUCUCACCUCGGGCGCUGAUGUUGAGAACACCGCGAAGACCAGAGAGCGGGCGAAUAAAUGCCUAUUUUGCAACACGUCUUUCGAGGAUAGGCGCAAGUUAAACAUACACGUGAUUAUGCACGGGGGUCGGGAUGGAUUCCGAUGUGGAGUAUGCGAAGAGAAAUUCGCGUAUUAUGGCCUGUUGGCUGCGCAUUUCAAGAAACAUGGAAGCGAAGAGAUCGCCACCAGUUCACUGCAGAUUCUGACAGCUGCAGCCGCCGCUUCCUCGUCGCCUACGAAAAAGAAACGCCUCUCGAAGCAGGACAGUCUGGAUAUGCAUUUUUUAUCCCAUGCGACCGGGUCGGUCUGUACGUGUGAUGAGUGCACGAAGCCGGCGAAAUCUCCGGAGAGAAAUGGUUCCCAUCGCAACAGUAGCACGUCUUCCGGCCGAAAAACCCACGAACUGCUUAAUAACCUUUUCUCUGAAUACCCGGAGGACGUCGAAGACGAAGCAGAUUUGAGCAUGUCGGACCUUGAAGGUGAGUAUAGCGAUUCAGAUGGUUUCGACGAUAGUCUGUUUGAGGAUCAGGAAAUGGAAGACGACAGUGCGCAGUGGCAGCAUCAUAAACUGGCUGGCUUCCAUAAAGGAAACAAAUCAGGAGGCAACCAUUUAUGGGAAUUUAUUCGGGACUUGUUGAAAGAUCCUCGAUGCAAUCCCACCAUUAUUCGAUGGGACGACAAAAAGGCGGGAAUUUUUCGCAUCGUCAAGUCGAAAGCGGUGGCUGACAAGUGGGGCGCCAGGAAAUGCAAUCCGCGGAUGAAUUAUGAGAAGCUGAGCCGCGCGAUGAGGCAUUACUACAAAACCGAAUUUAUCCUCCCCGUUCUCGGACGUCGCCUGGUAUACAAAUUCGGUCCAAAGGCCACCGGAUGGCAGGAUUGAUGUCGCCAGAUUUCGUAUUAUUUUAUCUGUUCCAUGUUGCAUUUGUUGUGUUUGUUUGGGGAUUGUUUUUCUUCCGAUAGCUAGAUUUCGGUUGGGAAAAGGGUUUAAAGGAAGAGUGAAUGCGGCGAUAUGCUUCCUUGGGAUCUGCUUGAUGACGUUUUACUGUGGUGGAAUCUGGCUGAAGCUUGUAUGUUACUUGGGGCGUUUUUUUCCAUAGCGUUUGGGCUUUUUUAAUGUUCCUUUCAUGAGGAGUAUUAUUUUUAAAUUCUGCAGAUUUCUCUUUUGCAGAUUAUGUAUUGUUGUCCUUUGCGUAGUGCACGGAUAUAAAUAUUCGAAUA
Messenger RNA from Paramacrobiotus metropolitanus, 1947 nucleotides. RefSeq lists its product as uncharacterized. The record is from RefSeq and is a predicted model, not a curated record. Lineage: Eukaryota; Metazoa; Tardigrada; Eutardigrada; Parachela; Macrobiotidae. The coding region runs from base 161 to 1609 and encodes 482 amino acids. Gene Ontology annotation, biological process: regulation of transcription by RNA polymerase II; cell differentiation. Gene Ontology annotation, cellular component: nucleus. Gene Ontology annotation, molecular function: sequence-specific DNA binding; DNA-binding transcription factor activity, RNA polymerase II-specific. The transcript is spliced from 6 exons.